AUGAAGGUUACAAUGAACUGCCAAAAAUGCAGAGCUGAAGCCAUGAAAGUUGCUGCCAAAACAGACGGUGUGACAUCCGUGGCAAUAGAGGGUCCGGAUAAAGACAAGAUGGUGGUGGUGGGAGAUGAUAUUGAUACGGCGUCGUUGAGUCUUGCCCUGAAGAAAAAAUUAGGUCACUCCGUCAUCCUCACCGUGGAAGAAGUAAAACCAAAGCCUCCUGAAAAGAAACCAGAAGAAAUUAUUAAGGCACUUUACGAAUAUUGGCCUCCACCUCCAUAUCGUCCCUGUCCAAUCUACUGUUCUGAAAUUUACAGUGAACCUCAGCAAUCAAAUUGCUCUUUGAUGUGA
Messenger RNA from Carica papaya (papaya), 348 nucleotides. RefSeq names its product heavy metal-associated isoprenylated plant protein 47-like. Lineage: Eukaryota; Viridiplantae; Streptophyta; Magnoliopsida; Brassicales; Caricaceae. The record is from RefSeq and is a predicted model, not a curated record. Gene Ontology annotation, molecular function: metal ion binding.